AUGACUACACCGCAGGCGCAAACGUGCGAGCCGACCAAUCUCACCCACUAUAUCUUCACCAAGGCCAUUCAUUCACUACACCUAGACCGCCUCGCCCCACGUCGAUUUCCUCUCCCUCACCCAAUCACCGUCAUAAUUACACCGCCAACACCAACUCCCUCUCCCACAACCUCACUCUCCAACAUGUCUUGGUCCACCAUCGAGCUCUCCAAUUACUCUCCAAAGCUCACUCACCGAGACGUUAUUUCACUCUUCCAGGACUUCACGAUUUCGCCUGACUUCGCGCUCCCCAACGUCAAGAACCUCGCUUACCCGCUACGCACAUUCAUCAAGGUCGCCGGAGACGGGGAGGCUGAGCGCGCAGUACAAGAGCUGUGCUGGAGCAAGGUUGGCGGCCGCCAGAUCGACGUCAGAAUGGUUGAGAAGACGGGUCACGAGGAGAAGGAAGUCGCCGUUGCGGAAGUGGCUGAUGAGAUGAAGAUUGUUAUUCUCAAUACUGCACGCGUUUACAACCCGCAUCUCGCCCUCAAGGUCCUCGAGAUCCGCGAAUGCAUUCAGGGUACAUCCAACUUCACUUUCCUGCAAGCCCGCGAUGUUGUCACGGUGUACAGCGAACCUGGUGCGCAUAUGCAGCCGGUCGACAACAAGGCGAAGUGGGAGCUUGUCAUGGCUGGUCGCUCGGAGGGUUGGAAUUGGAAGAUGGAGGAUGGAAGUGGUCGGCUUGCUGCGUUGAAGGAUCUGCAGGAUAUGAUGGAGAGGCAGGGUGUUAUGAGGAAGCUGUGGGGUCAGUGGGAGGGUAGCAGUGUACUUGAUGUGACUCCUCGAGUAUGA
Molecule: messenger RNA, 831 nt
Organism: Alternaria rosae
Lineage: Eukaryota; Fungi; Ascomycota; Dothideomycetes; Pleosporales; Pleosporaceae
Exons: 2
Coding region: 1-831 (276 amino acids)
Source: RefSeq, a predicted model, not a curated record